AUGCCUGGACUCAUCAACAAGGAGAAUCGUUGCGCUCUACCUCUCAGUGUCUCUGACAUCACUUCCUGUGUCAGGGGCUACACUCAGGCCAUGACCGCUUCAAUGACGUAUGAAAAUAUUGAGGAUCAUGCCAUUGAAGGUAUCUUUAUCUAUCCACUGGAGGAAAAAAACAUUGUUGUGGGCUUUGAGGCGAUGAUCUCCAGUCAGAUUAUCACGCUGCAAAUCAAGGACAAAGCCAAGAUUGAUGACUGUUAUCACAAUUCAUGCGGCACACCGAAUGGAGCACCGCCCAGUGGCGUUGGGCAUAUACUUCUGGAUGAGGAUUUGGAGAGGACAGUGCUAGUAGUAAACCUGGGGACCAUCCCUCCCUUGGAGACAGUCCAAAUUCUGGUCAGUACCUCCUGUGAGCUCUCCACUCUGCCCAGCGGGGGCAUCAGUGUGACCACGCCACCAGUGUGCACACCCCGCGUACAAAGGAGCAUCAACGAGGAGCAGGGCUUAUCCCCAAACUUCCCCAGAAUGAGGGAUAAACAUCACUGUGGCUCCAGCCCACACGAUCGUGCUCCCUCGUCAGCUCACUUCUGUUUGUCUGCUCUACUGGCGGAUGAGGCCAUCAACUCCAUGGACUACCAGUUUAAUUUCCAGCUGGAAAUACGAGCACCCUAUCUCCUUGCAGGCGUGGAGAGCCCGUCUCACGCCAUCCGAGCCGACGCUGACCCUUUGGCCCGCUCAGCCACAAGUGUGGUCAUCACUCUGGCAGACAAGUACACUUACGACUGUCCUGUUACGAUCCUCAUCUAUCCGAGUGAACCUCACAUGCCUCACGUGCUCAUAGAGAGCGGAGACAUGACGCAGGAUGAGUAUGAUGAAUUCGUCCAUGGCCGAAGCGACUUCAUCAAAGCCACCAAGAAGGACUCCAGCAAUGAGAGGAAGGUGGAGGCCAUUCACAGACGGCUGCACAAGGACAUCCUCCACAACCCAGUGGUCAUGCUCAACUUCUGCCCCAACCUCAAACCUCUCAGCUCCGACCUGAGGAAGGUGCACGGAGAAUUCAUCUUUCUCAUCGACCGCAGUGGCAGCAUGAGCGGUGUCAACAUUAACCGCGUGAAGGAUGCAAUGGUGGUGAUUCUCAAGAGUCUCAUCCCAGGCUGCCUGUUCAACGUAAUAAGUUUCGGCUCCACUUUCAAAUCUCUUUUUCCCAGCAGUCAGAACUACGAAGAGGAAACACUUGCCCUGGCUUGCGAAUACGUUCGAAAGAUCAGAGCCGACAUGGGAGGCACAAACAUCCUGACACCCCUCAAAUGGAUUCUGAGACAGCCAAUGUUUCCUGGACACCCCCGUUUGCUUUUUUUACUGACUGAUGGGGCGGUGAGCAACACAGGCAAAGUCAUCGAGCUAGUGCGCAGUCAUGCGCGCUACAUCAGAUGCUUUACAUUUGGCAUUGGGCAGCAUGCUUGCAGAAGAAUGGUUCAUGAACUAGCAGCGGUGUCCAGAGGAACAGCUGAGUUCCUGGCUGAAGGCGAGAGGCUCCAACCAAGGAUUAUAAAGUCUCUGAAGAAGACCAUGUGUCCUGUCCUCAGUGACAUUUCCAUCGAUUGGCUCUUUCCUGAGACCAAGGAGGUGCUGCUUUCACCAGUGGGCAACACCUUCCUAUAUCCUGGGGACAGUCUCAUUGGGUACGCCGUUGUUUGCGACGCCACCCGCUACCACGCCAACCCCAAACCUGACAAAAGACGACGAUACAGUAUGAUGCGCUCCGUCGGCUCUGGUAGCUCCGUAUUCUUUCACUCCCAAGAUGAGGACUUGCUGAAGACCUCUGCUGAUGAUCAGGCAUCCUACAAAGAAACAACCAGCGAUUCUCUCCACGACUCCAACCAGGACUCUAUGACGGUUGCCAGCUCUGUCGCCAUGGAAAAUGAAAGUGCGUCGGAGGGUCAGACGUCAGCAAGAAGGCGAGCAUACAGCACCAACCAGAUAACUGAGCACUUUCCUGUGAAGAAAUACACAUCCAGUGAUCCCAGCUCCGUCAUGCCAAAGAAUCCUCUUCGGCGUGCCAAAAUCCAGGAGCUGAUUGGACAAAUGAGCCCGGAGCAUGAGGUCCAGUGGAAGAGAGACUACCAGCCUCAGCUGGUGAGUCUGUGUGCUGCGUCUUCCAAAGAGCAUUCAGCAGGUGUUCCGCUUCGACUCCAGCAUCACCCGUCAGGGGAGGCGGGCUCGGAAAUGCCCACAUCAGCCCCAGUCCGUAACACUGCUGGAGAGGAUGGCUCGAGAUCGUCGACAGACAGUCCAUCUUUGGGAAGUGUGGGAGAUGCAGAAGGAUACAGCCACCAACUGUGUCAGGCUGAAACGCCGCAGGACAACCGCAACGCAGACGUGGGCUCAACGGGCCAGCAGCGACAGGAGUGCAAGGCCUUGGUGUCGGGUCUGCUCUGCGGGAAAGCUGUCCAAUGGCAAGUGCACUUUGACGUCGAGCCCUUCUUGAAGGGUCGCGAACGCGAGGAGAAGGUUCAUGAGGAGCUGUGGAAUGAGACCUUGCACCAUCUGGCUGCAUGCUCCAUCAUCCGCGACUUUGAGCAUAUGGCAGAGCGGGAAUGCGACAUUGAGUAUGGCUCUGGCAGGAAGUACCACAGUUACGCCAUUCAUACCAGCAAAGCCUGCAACAUCCUGAGCAAAUACACCGCAUUUGUUCCCGUCGAUCUGGACACAAAUGAAUAUCUACAGACGUGUAUUGAAUACGUCAACUUUGGUGACGGCUUAAAAAGAAGCUCACGCUCCAGUUCAGGAAGCAGGAAGAGCCAAGCGUACUCCAUUGGACUGGGCCGCUCUCAGUCUGGCGGUGUGUCGGAAGAAGCCGAAGACAUGUCUAACAGUGUAGAAGAUGGCACAUCUCCCUGCAGCACUCCGUCCUCAUCCAGCUGGGAGAAAUGGAACUUUAUAGAAGGGACUCAAAGAAGUCCGUCAGUGACUUCAGACCAGUCUCAGAAGUCUGUGGAGAGUCUUUUUUCUGCCAGGCUGGCACUCAGCAGGACUCGUCUCCUGACAAAAGCCGCCAAAGGGUUCAUGAGUAGAUCCCACAGCAAGUCGGGGGAUUCCAUGGGUGAGAGCGACAACGAGAACAAGGACUACAUUCCUCUGGUGUUGCUGCAACUGGCGUGCGGCGCUUUCCCGCUUGACCCCGCCCUCUGUGACACCAUCAACGUGCCCAUGGACAAGCUCAAGUGGACGUCACCCUUCAGCAGCCACCGCACCAGCCUUGGACACCCGACCCACUCGAGCAGUCGGCGCACCGAAGAUAAUACAGGAUCAUCAGGUGACCCACAAAUCUGUCCCAAAGAUCUUCUCGGACCAGGUGCUCCAGAGACGCCCUCUCUCGUCAGUAUGCAAAAGAGGAUGCUGGACCCGGAGAGCCUGGUGUGGGCGACGGCGGUCGCCCUGGCCUGGCUGGAGCACAGCUCCGCUAGCUACAUCAUCGAGUGGGAGUUGGUGGCCGCCAAGGCCAGCAUGUGGCUGAGUGGCCAGGACAUCCCGGAAGGCCGGGAUGUGGAGUCAGUCAAGGCGGCGGCCAACCAGCUCUUCAUCAUCCUCAGACACUGGGAUGACAACCUGCAGCUGAACAUGCUCUGUUAUAACCCCAACAGUGUGUGA
Syngnathus typhle (broad-nosed pipefish) is the source of this 3645-nucleotide messenger RNA. It is a transcript of the gene vwa5b1, whose product is annotated as von Willebrand factor A domain containing 5B1. The record is from RefSeq and is a predicted model, not a curated record. Bases 1 to 3645 code for a protein of 1214 amino acids. Lineage: Eukaryota; Metazoa; Chordata; Actinopteri; Syngnathiformes; Syngnathidae. The transcript has 21 exons.